Penicillium oxalicum is the source of this 468-nucleotide messenger RNA. RefSeq lists its product as uncharacterized. Bases 1 to 468 code for a protein of 155 amino acids. NCBI's taxonomy places the organism in Eukaryota, Fungi, Ascomycota, Eurotiomycetes, Eurotiales, Aspergillaceae. The transcript is spliced from 6 exons. The record is from RefSeq and is a predicted model, not a curated record.
AUGAGCGAAACAAAAAUCAUUCUAGCCAUCCAAAAGUAUGACGCCGGAAGCGGAAAAAGAACGCCAAUCUCGAGGGCUCUCCUGCCUCAGAAGUUCAAGGAUGCUGCUCUCGAGCAUAUCCGUUGGUAUCUGAUUGAUCAAAGUCCGCUGCCCAAGGAUUAUGUGAGGUACAAAUUUUGUGAUAAGGAUGGCGCCGAAGUCGCCGAGGACACCAACUUUGACGUCUACCUCCAGAUGAAUAAGAUCGAGGACGGCGAUACCUGUGAUUUGUUCUUCCUCGCCCCGGGAAGCAAUAUGACGGAAAUUGACGGCGACACUGCUGCGUUCUUGAAAGAACGUCUCGACCUAAGCCUGUCGGAUCGAAUGCCUUUCUUGAAGCCGACGUUGAACACUCUCACUUCAUCAAUCAAAAAAGAUGAUUGGAAAGCGUCCGCAGGGAAGGCAGACACAUCGCGCCGACAUGAAUGA